CAAAAAGUUAACAAUGCCAAAACACAUGAUUUUUGAAAUAACUUCUUUAAAGAUCAUCGAGUCGGCGCUCAGAGUUCGCGACGAGCAUGAUACCUCGUGUCCCAAGGUGUCCCGCGGGCUGGGGGCCGCAGGUUGGCGCUGCUUCGUGGAGUAGAGGGCGCCUGAUGAAUUAUCAAACACAUCGGCACACCGAAGAGCAAACCCUGCAACUAUUGCCAUCUCUCACACCCCAGUGCUCCUCAAAGUCAGGCCAGCAGCCCUUCGGGGUGCAAGAUUUCCCAUAUUACAACAUUUUAAUCUGGCACAGCACCAUGUUUUAUUAAAGAGGAGAGAAUUUUAGUUUCCACUCCCCAAACUGCUGCCCCAUCACUUGGAAGUGCUCUUUUGUGCUCAAUUGAAGCCACAACUGACUUCUUUUUUUUUUGGAUUUGGAUUCCCUUGCUUCACUGAUGCUGACUAGGCUGCGACUGGUUCCCUGUCCCCAUGUCUCAGUAUUAAGAUCCACACACAGCUGCCAUCUUUUGUCUUACAAACACCAUACAUUUUUAAGCAAUCAAAUAUGAUCUCUCUCUUUCUCCCUCCCUCUCUCUCUCUGCUCUGAAGGUGGACUGAGCUGUUGAAAUAUGAAUGCGCCCCGUGCUUGCCCUCUCUUUGGCUCUCGCUUUAGGCAUCGGACUUCGGCAGCCGCGUCUGUGAGACAGUUUCCUCAGUGCACUCAGUGGGGUUGUUAGACACACACAUGCUGUACACUUCCAUUAUGAAUGGAGAUUUUGGAUUCGCAUGUCGCUCCCAGGCAUAUCUGACCGUUGCUUUGUAAAAGUGCUUUGUCUUCUUCAGACAUUAUUCCCACCUAUGAGGCGAUGAGAGAUGUUUUGGGACCUACAAACUUGCGCAGAUGUCAGCAGAGGGUGAGAGAACGACCAAAGUUUGGUGAUGUGCUUAUGGUAAACUGAGUGGGUUGGACUUAGAAACUUAAAGCCAAGGUGGAUUUAAAUGUCUCAUCUGUGUUGGGUGCAGAAAACAAUCCUGUCAUUUCUAAGACAAGCAUAACAUGGAGAUAUGUGUGACAUAGAACCAGUCAUACCACACAAUUUACACACACAACAACCCCAGGUAAGGGGGUCAGGCUCCCAGCAGACCAAUAAUAGUUUUUCUGAUCACUCUUAUCUGAUGUUGAGUUAUUUCUAUCCUGUUCGGAGCAGCGUCUUCCAGCUGGACUAUCUCAGGGGUCUGCUUUUUUUCCUUUAUAGUCACCAGGUCCCGACCAAGUUGAACAGAACGACAAAAGUGUUUUCGAAUGGUCACACUUGUGGGGCCUGCCGUCACGCGGAGGUGCAGGACGUGCUAGUCUCACAGGGAUUGCGGCCUGGCGGCGCACGCUUUCCUGGCGAUCUUUCCUGGAAGCCAUCUGUAGUGUGAGAGUUUUAGAGAAAAGUGCCAACCCUGCUUACUUUGUCAGCGAGUGGAAAGGUGUGGGGAGGUUACCUGCAGAGCACUUUGGUAAGAGUUUACCGAGGCAUUUAAGGGACCAUUAUACUCUUUCAGAGCCUCUUGUAGGAUGGUUGAAUAGCCUCAGAACGCACACACACACACACACACACACACACACACCCUCUCUCUCUCGCCCACUUGCUACACACACAACUUAUGCACUGCACUGUCCCCUGAAACAGCUGCAUUACUUGCGUUACACUACACUCUCUCAAACUUCUCCAACUUACUGCAGCUCUUGCACAGAGACGAUGAAUCAGCAUCAUCAUUGUUUACCUGCUUCAGCUACACCUCUUAUCGCUUUAGGAAACGACGAGUAACAUCGGUUGGUGUAAGCUAUCGUCCAGAGACAACAGCCUGCGGCCGGCACAAGUGGGCAGUAAAUUACAAAACGAAUGCAAACAGGCAAUAUCAGAUCCUCUGUGCCGAGCUCAGAUGUAAGUGGAGAUGUUUUCACUUUGGUACCGUCUAAAUCGCGCCUAUUUUUAGCAUUAAGGAGUCAAGCACUUGCUCUCCCUGAAGGAUGCCCACUGGUCUGAUCAAUUCUUUCCAAAACGGACCGUCUGACAUUCACACCCUCUUCGCUCCAUGUCUGGAGCUGGACUGCUGAGGUGAUGACGUAAGCUUGGCUCAACUUCUCUCUUUUCUCUCUUGGCUCUCCUGCUUUUUUUUUUUUUAGUUGCUGCAGAACUUUGCACUUUUUGUGCUUGCAAACGAAUUCGACCGCAAAAAACGUGUUUGUGGGAACUCUGUCUGAAUAUUUGAGCUGCACAUUUAGUCAGUAUCCCAUCUCCCCCCGUGUUUAAAAGCAAAGUUCCUUCCCCGAUGACAUGACCCUGGUUGAGGAGAAAACUGAACCUCAUGAGUAAAAUCUGCGGGGUGUGCCUUUAAUUGUUCAGUGCACCAGUGCAUGUUGUUUUAGUAUUUCUCCUAGAACCUAUAAUGGUGUGAUUGUCAGUGGUGAUGUUAUGAUGGCAUUGCCAUGUUUUUCAUGCAGGCAGUAGAGUUGAAACAGAAGUGUCUUUCUCCAUUAAUAUAAAGCCAUAGAGCACAUUAUAGGCAACGUUUAAUAUAAGCUCAUUAGGGUAUGAGGACACUAUAGUUGACCCAGUAGAUUUGAUUCAUUAAGCUUAAAUAGGAACUAACCAUCACCUGCCCACAGAUGUAGCUGAUCUAUGCACAAGCAGAAUAUACAGUAUGCGUAAAAGAGACAGUGUAAGUAGAAUUUCCCGUUGAUGAUAGGACGGGGAUUAUUGUGUUAAAGUGUGAUCUGGAGCUCUGCCGAGGCUGCUGAUUGCGGAGCAUCGGUGAGGAGAGCACCUUGCCCUGAUCAUCUGACGGCAGGCGGCUCCUCCCCGCUCCCUCCCUCCCUCCAUCCCUCCCUCCAUCCCUCCAGUCUGCUGCGCGAGGCGCCGGCGUGGCCACAACUGUGCCGCGCGUUCCAGUGCACAGGCUCGUCUGCGCCGAGUCGAGUUGAUCCACCACGAGUCAUCAGUCCCCCCCCCCCCCACCACCACCUCCGGCCGGCGGCUGCCUGCAGACGAGUCAGUGAUGAGAGUGGCCGAGAGGAGAGACCGACGCUGUUCUCCAACGCGGACCGGCGGUGCGCAGAAGUGCGCUCCAUGCUUCAGCAUCAGCACCAUCACCAUCCUCCUCCGCCUCCUCCUCCGCUCCUGAGAUCGACCCGGACCCACGAGGCGCGCAGAGGUCCUCCCCGAACCCCCCCCCCCCUCCUGUGCGAGAUGUGCUGUGGACUGCCGAUGAUUUCUCCUCCUCCUCAAAUUCUAUGGCAGACAAAGACUACACUUCCCACUGCUCUUUUUACCCCUGAGCUCACAAAGGCCCAUCUGUUCCACACCUGAGCCAAUUUCUACUUUUCUUGCUCCGGUCUCUGCCAAUCUUCAUUCACAAGUCCAUCUCCAUGGCUCGUUUACUGGUAUCAGCCUUUCUUCUGGUUCUCCAGACAUAUGCCGCUCCACAUGACCUUGUCCAGCCAGGAUUUGGCAUAACACUGGACCCAAUGGACCUUGACUCUGGACUACCAGGGAAUGUCAGUGGAGAUAUGCCCUCAUCUCCACCACCCGGAACAAGUAAAAGAGCCCCACAUAGUAUCAUUAUUGGGGUACGCAAAGGGGGCACAAGAGCACUUUUGGAGAUGCUAGAUAUACACCCUGAGGUUGCUGCUGCUGCCACCGAGGUGCACUUCUUUGACUGGGAUGAGAAUUAUGCCAAGGGCUUUGAGUGGUACCGUGAGUUGAUGCCCUACUCGUAUCCACACCAGAUCACAGUGGAGAAAACUCCCGGCUACUUCACAUCAGCCCUUGCACCAGAACGCAUCUGCGCCAUGAAUUCCUCCAUAAAGCUGCUGUUGAUCUUGCGAGACCCGGCCGAGCGGGUUAUCUCUGACUACACACAGGUGUUCUUCAACCGGCUGGAGAACCACAAGCCGGUGCAAGCCAUUGAGAACCUGCUAGUGCGCAAUGGAGCCCUUAAUAUCCGAUACAAGGCCAUUCAGAGGAGCCUCUAUGACAUCCACAUGCGUAACUGGCUGCGUCACUUUCCCCUGGAACAAAUACACAUCGUAGAUGGGGAUGCGCUGAUCCGUGAUCCCCUGCCAGAGCUUCAGAAGGUGGAGCUCUUCCUUAAUUUGCCACCGAGGAUAGUGUCCUCCAACUUCUACUUCAACCAGACCAAGGGGUUUUACUGUAUCCGAAGUGAUGGUCGAGAACGAUGUCUGCACGAGUCUAAGGGACGCCCUCACCCAGUCGUCAAUGGCACCGUCCUCCAACAGCUCCGCUCCUACCUACAGGAACACAACCGAACCUUCUUCAGGCUGGUGAAGCGCACCUUUGACUGGCAAUAAGAAACCCAGAUCACAAAUCAGACUCCAAGGAGCCACUACCUUGUAUGUGAGAAGGACAAAUAAGGGGCAUAAAGCACUUUACAGAACUGACAUUUAACAACCCCUUUGAAUAGCCUCUUUGCAACUACUGUGGUGAUCUCUGGUUUCCACAGACUUAUAUUUACACGAUAAGGCCAAAAAAUAUGAAAGACAGGGUAACGCUUUAGAUUACAGCCCACAACAUAUACUGUAAUUAGUCCAGAGUCAAGGUGUAACCUUUGUACUAACAGUGUACCAGUAGAGUAUGUACCAAUACAUGUACAGUAAGUACUGAUGAUCAAGAUAUGAAGUUAUGGAAUUGGGAGGCACCAAUUCUGGAGUUACAAAGAACUUAAACUGUGCAUGUAUUGGUAUGUACUAUACUGGUACUCUGUUAGUACAAAGGAUUACACAGUAAUGUAAGAGUAGCUAUGUCAUAUGUUGCAGGCUGUAAAAUAAGGCAUUACAGAAUACUGUUCAGUGGAGGUGUAAAAUUUAAUGGAAAAAUAUCCAAGCUUAAAACGUCUUUCUCUCUGUGCUGGAAGCGUUUAUGUGCUCAGCGAAAAACAUGUUUAUGAAACUGACAGCCUUUUUUUUCUUUUCUCUCUCCUCUCUCUUGUUUGAUAUUCUUGUUCUUGAUAAUAAAUUGUUCUGCUUUCAAAUGUAACAGGAAAGUGGCAUGUUUCUAUCUCUCUCCAUUUCCUUCUGGCCACCAAAAGCCCCCGGGACUUCUAACCUGUAUUAUUUAGGGAGUAUACCAAGGUAGGCAGAGGCAUUAGAAUAAGCCUUUGAUUUGCUGUGGUGAAAGUUAGACAUUAAUGCAAGGAAAUGGGUACCCUGGAGCAGCGCUUUAGUAGUACAGGAAUCACUAAUGGCUUUGGACAUUGAAGGUAGCCUGUGCCUGCAGCUAAAUCAGUCAAAUCUCUACAGUCAGCAAGCACAAAUCCACAGAGCUUCUGUUGGAUUUUUCUGCGGCUCUGUUUAACAAUUUGCUCAGCUGUUAAAUGUAGUCAUUAAAUUAUAUACCUAACAGUGGUGUAAAUCAUUUACGAAUGAUACUGUAUUUGUCUAGAUGUUGUUUUCUUUCUCCCCAAAAAAUAUCUCUUUUCUGAAUCAUACUUAACAAGCAGUUUUCCCAGAAACAUCAUGUUGUCCUUUUCACAACAGAUAGGCAGGUCAUGUUUCUUUCAUUGAUCUGGCUUUAAACAGCAGCCAAAGCUACAUCUCCGAUGGGAACUGAUAUUCAUGUGAUCUCUCCUCUCUGUCUGCUGGAAUAAGCACUAUAACUCUCCUGAGGCAAGUAGUCGUUGAUGCUACAUUGGAUCUAUAUCCAGAACAAAACAUGGGAGGAGGUUAUAUACCGUAGCUGUGAGCUAUACAGAAAUAUGCUGAAUAUUUAUGUGAAUAGUGCAGUUCGCGGAUGAUCUGGGAUUUCAAAUUAUAAUUGGUCUGGGAAAUUAUGCGGGAUUUUCAUGUGUGGUACACAAGUUCUGUUUAAAGACAAAGUCAGCGCUGAAGAAAAUCACCCAUAGGCCUUUUUCACGGCAGACAUGUCACAGUGGGAAGUGAAGAGGUGUAAAUAAUAAAAUGACUGAUGGUUGAAUUCCAUUUAUCUGCGUCGGUUUCAGGUUCCUGAUAUUUCUUCAAGCUGGCUCACUGUCACACUGUCAUGUCUUACUUGGACACUUGAAGUGAAAAGAGCCAUUGUUAAUGUUAUCAGUAACACCCGUCCUUUUCCUACUAUGACAUGUCAUGAUGUCUGCUGUGGAAAUAUUGGUCAGGGACUUUUCUCCCCUCUGUUCACCAGGGGGCACUUGGACCCCAGAGUAACUUAUGAGGUAACGGUGAGAGGAAAAUGUGUCUAGACAUGCUCUUUCCAGGAGCCCCUCUGUCGGAGCACACACAGGUGACGGGCCUGUGACAGUUACCUCGUGACCCUGGCCUGUCUCCUCUGGUACGUAUCACCCAGCCGCUCAUCUGGAAGAGAACGAACUGUCCCAGGGCACAGCCUCGUUCCACCACAACACACACGCACACACACGCACGCACGCACACACGCACGCACGCACAAACACACGCACACACACACACAAGCACACACAUUACCGAUCAUUCCCAAGGUGAUACACUGGUGAAGCAGUGUUUCCAUUAAGCAGAUGGGCAGGAAGGACAAAAGGGCAUGUCUUGCUUACAAUAUGAGAGUAAACACUGAACAAAUUCCCAUGUCUGUCCUUUACCUUUUUUGAGGCAAAGUUGACCGGCCGGCCAUGCUCUCCGUUUGCAGGAACACUGGGAGCAGCAUAGUGCGUCUGUGGCUGUGUAAUCUUGGACAGAGGAGCUGCAGUCGAGCACUAGUUUGUUGAAGGAUAAGAACAUUUUUUAUCACAAAAUCCCCUGAAGUUCAAAUCAUUGCAACAGACGCAGCAAAAGGACGUUUUAUAUUCUGUCGACAUGAGCUUUUCUACAUUACGUCAGCUGUGCCUGUGACAGGAUUUCUUUCUUCUUUUUUUUGUAGGAUUAUCCAGUGUUAGUUUUAGUUUGUUCAUGAGAUUUGUUAAUGACAAUAAAUGGAUAAAAUGAUACCGUCA
This is a messenger RNA of Scophthalmus maximus (turbot), 6960 nucleotides long. RefSeq names its product heparan sulfate glucosamine 3-O-sulfotransferase 1-like. The transcript has 2 exons. The coding region runs from base 3413 to 4354 and encodes 313 amino acids. The record is from RefSeq and is a predicted model, not a curated record. NCBI's taxonomy places the organism in Eukaryota, Metazoa, Chordata, Actinopteri, Pleuronectiformes, Scophthalmidae. Gene Ontology annotation, molecular function: [heparan sulfate]-glucosamine 3-sulfotransferase activity.